This is a messenger RNA of Owenia fusiformis, 1281 nucleotides long. Lineage: Eukaryota; Metazoa; Annelida; Polychaeta; Sabellida; Oweniidae. The record is from the annotation of a GenBank genome assembly.
AAGAGAUGUAUCUGAUGACAAGCCAGUACCGAUGAAAUGUGAUGUUACUUUCAAUUUCACUAUAUCCAAAUAUAACGAGUGCCGUUGUUCACCGCCAACUGGAGACGAAGGCACGUGUGGAUGGACUGCGUGGGGUGAAUGGAUAUUCAGCUCAUGUAUGCAGUCAGAUAUCCAGGAAACUGACGGUACAAUCGUUGAACCUUGUCCUGAGUAUGGAAGAAGAACAUGUAAUCGAACUAGGACUUGUACUUGUCCUACAAAUGUCGGAGAUUCGCAAUGUGUCGGAGCAUCAAUUCAACAUAAAUCAGAACAAUGCUGUAGAAUAAAGGAAGAAGAGUGUCCGCCUGAAAGUGAUCCUAGGUACGGAGGAAAUCCUCCAUUAGCCUGUUGUAGAGACAGAAAGUGGUACGUCUCUCUCGGGGGACGAGAUUAUUCUGUAAAAGAAGUGUCUGAUGACAAACCAAUACCAAUGAAAUGUGAACCUACUUUUACUUUCAACAUAAUCGAAUAUAACAAAUGUCGUUGUUUGCCUGCUCAAAAAGGAGAAUGCCCUGAUGAACCGUGGUCAAGCUGGUCAUGUCAAACAUGUCAAUGUGGUAUUGGAAAAAGAAUUUGCACACGGAUCCGGGAAAGGCGGGACUAUGGACCUGAUGAUAAUGGCGAUAUUUGUAAAGCAAUACUUCACAUGGAGCGUGACUCAAAGAAAGAGACGUGUGAGCCACGAUGUUGUUCUUGGAGUAGAUGGAGCCGCUGGAAGGGCAAUGUCUGUUCAAGCACAUGUGGGGUUGGCAGGAAAAGUCAAACUCGGAAUCGAAUUCAGAUUUUCAGUAAAAAUGGCGACUCGCAACGUUGCAAAGGGGAAUCCCAGCAAAGCAGAGUCAAGAAGUGCAAACAAAAUCCUUGUCUCAGUUGCGAAUGGUCGGAAUGGACAAUGUGGUCCAACAAAAAUGGUGAUCAGUGCUCAAGAACUUGCGGAAACGGAGUGAUCAACAAAUAUAGGGCAAGGACCAUGCAGUUUGGUACUGGAGGACUAUCGCCUGUGUGUAAUGGGGAGACAGAGCAACAGAAAACAGAUGUAUGUUAUGAGCAAGGAUGUCCUGUCUGUAUAUGGAAUAAUUGGAAAGAAUGGAGUUCUGGUGAAUGUUCUCGUACCUGUGGUUCAGGAGUUAAAACCAUAACUCGAUCGAGAUCAAAACUUUGGGGCAUAGGAGAAUUUUCAACAGACUGCCUCGGUGACGCUCAAGAUAAUAGAACAGAAACAUGUUUUAAUGAACCAUGUAA